AUUGUUCCCGGUCGAUUUUAUUAGAUUUCUUUCCAUUGACGUUUCGAGGAAAGCGGGCAGGCGAGAUUUACCUGGAAUUGACAUUUUAUUCAGCCCAACCGGCAUCUGCGAUUCAACAACCAGUGCGAUACGCUGCUCGUCCACCACCGACGGGGAUGCAUCCUCCACCUCCAAUGCGUCCGGCUUAUCCUCGUCCCCCCGUGACGCUCGCACCUUCGACGCCCAUGAUGGUCACAUCCGGUCCGAUGCAUCCACCGCCUCGCCCUCAUCUUGUUCAAUCCAUGUCCACUCCCGUUCGCACCAACGGCAACGGCGCAUAUCACGCGCAUCCGAGGCCUGCACCGUCGCCUUAUCCAAUGCCACAUGCUAUGCCUUCACCUGCUGGUUCGGGUGUAGCACGUCCGGUUCCACCAUCGCAUUAUCAACCAUCGCCUCAUCCGCCUAUGGCCCCGGUAUAUUCGCGUCCCAUGCAACAGCAACAUCAUCCAUUGCCGACCCGUCCAUCUUCAAAACCAUUGCCUCCCGCGCCGUUGCUGUCAGCACCCUAUCAACCUACUGCACCGCCAGCUCACCACGGUCACCCUCCUAUGCAAGGAAGACCCGUGCAUUAUCCACCGCCGCCAUCGUCAGUACCAUUCCCUGAACCACAUCGCUCCGCCAGCUUUGCUUCACGACCUCCACCACCUCAGCCUCAUGGUGCUGUGCACCCUGCGGGAGGAGCUGGUGGUCAGCAUGUUUACGCUGGCGCGCGUCCUACUUACUCACAUCCACAUUCCGGUCCACCUCCUCCUCACUCUGGUGGAUCUCAUUACCCUCCACAACCGACACCUCAACGGUAUCCACCUGGCGCCACGGGGUAUCCUCCCCGACCGGGAUAUCCUACAUUCUAAACAAAAGAUCCUUCCAUCCAAUGUGUUUUGUUUUAUUUCUUAUUCAUACUCCCAAUUUUUGUAGCACGCAAUUGUAUAUGAACUAUUAACACAUGCAUGUCCUCCCUCAUUUGAUGCAUCCUCCUUCUUUGAUGCAAUGAAUUACCAUUCCUACAGUUUACUGUAUAUCAAAAAUUUCAGUGAUAUAGAAUAUUCAUUUAUGCUUUUUUUUAUUGUGCCAUUAGUAUUACAUACAAGUAACAUCUUGUCAAAAGGGAAAAUAAUAAUAACCCCAAGGAAAAUUAAGCAAUAAAGGGGAACAUGGCUUUUCGGUUACGAGGAUAGCCCUUGAAUUCUUUUCGGUAAAUCUUGUGCUUCUUGACGGCCCAGAUGUACAUUUGACCGGUGGCGACAAUGUUAAAGAGAAAAGCUAGAAGAUUGAUCAUGACUAAGCUUGAACUGCGAAAUGGGCGUUUUGGCGGAGAUAUC
Messenger RNA from Radiomyces spectabilis, 1358 nucleotides. RefSeq lists its product as uncharacterized. NCBI's taxonomy places the organism in Eukaryota, Fungi, Mucoromycota, Mucoromycetes, Mucorales, Radiomycetaceae. The transcript is spliced from 3 exons. The record is from RefSeq and is a predicted model, not a curated record. Bases 156 to 890 code for a protein of 244 amino acids.